AUGGAAGUAGAACGUGAUUUUUCUAACACAGACGUCGUUAAACUGGCACCACCCGUUGUUCUGCCAUCUUCAAAUACCAUUACGAUUGAGACAACGACCUCAACAUCGUCACCGCAGCACAGCCUCAGCGGUGGCGUCGUCGGCGUCAGCGUCAGCGGCGGUGCCAGCGCAAGUGCCGGCUUGGGCACAAUUGGCAUCGGCAGCACCCUCUGCAGCAGCGGCGACAGUGGCAUUUCGUCGUCCACCCCAUCGUUGGUCUCACAACUGUCACCGCCGCCCACCAUAAUAUGCAACGUUCCGACAUCUUCGGUCUCCAACAACAUUGCCAACGUCAAUACGCCCAUCAGCGUAGGCGCGGCGAUUAGCAGUAGCGCCGCGGCUGCGGGUCGUUGCAGUCCUAUUAUAAGCGGCGGUUUCUGCGCGCUCACCAAUGGCCUAGCAGCCAUUUCAGUGUGCAGCCAUACAGGCAAUACGUCUAUUUAUGGCGUUAGUGGUGGUGGUGGCGGCAGCGGUGGUGGUAGCGCCAGCAAUUGCAACAUUAUCGGUAAGCCCAAAUCAUCGUUAAGUCCGCUACAAAGUCUUUCUAUCGGCGGCAGUCUUUCUUCAUACGGUGGCAGUAGCGGUGUUGGCGUAGGCAGCAGCAGUGGCAAUGGUAGCGGCAGCCAGCAGCACACCGCUCAGUAG
This is a messenger RNA of Anastrepha ludens (Mexican fruit fly), 684 nucleotides long. RefSeq lists its product as uncharacterized. Lineage: Eukaryota; Metazoa; Arthropoda; Insecta; Diptera; Tephritidae. The record is from RefSeq and is a predicted model, not a curated record. The transcript is spliced from 3 exons. The coding region runs from base 1 to 684 and encodes 227 amino acids.